AUGUCUGCCUUCUGCCAACUCAUCCACACUCUCACCUCUCACUCGCAGCUGGAGUCCCUCCUGUACCAGUUGCACGCCCUCUCCUUCCUCCUUUCCCCCUCUAUAUGGAUCUACCUUUGCAGAGUCAUAUCCCAAUUUCACUUCGCCAGGCCCCGCAACAUUGACUCCGGUCGUUCCCUGCGCUUCUGGUUCGGCCUCGUCGUGCUCUUCAAUGUCGGUGCGCUGUGGUCACACACGCAGGAAGGCGCGGCGCAGGGAAGGUCCAUUAUCCUCGACUUCAUCGGAAUGGCACAUGCGCCAUCGAGGUUGCAACUUGUAUCGCUCGACUUCACCAUCAUAUUCCUCAACAUGCUGCUCACUACGAUUGCAUUUGAGACGUCUCUCUCAGCUGCCGUGCCACCAGACACCCCCGACCCCCUUCUUCCGCUCCCCGCUACACCAAUAUCCCCACUGCUGGCCACAUCCACAGAUUCGAUGGUCAAGGGCCCCGAGCCCAUACAUCUCGGGUCACAAUACAUCAUUGACCUUCGACCAUCCAUCUUAUGGAAUCGUCUAAGGCAUCCUCCUACACCCCCUCCCACACGCGAGUCUGCACUGAAUGAAUUGUUACCCCUUCCAAAUACAACGGCGCCUUGGAGAAUCUCGAGAAGCUUGCAAGUCAUACUACGGGCCAGGCAGCAGCUCGUCACACGCGCUCGAGCUACGGAAACGGGCACAGAACCGGUACAGACGGCGGAGGAUGGCACGGGGGACAGGCAGGAUAUACCGGGUGCAUUGGAGUCUGAGUCGGACGCGUAA
Fibroporia radiculosa is the source of this 798-nucleotide messenger RNA. RefSeq lists its product as uncharacterized. The transcript has 2 exons. Bases 1 to 798 code for a protein of 265 amino acids. NCBI's taxonomy places the organism in Eukaryota, Fungi, Basidiomycota, Agaricomycetes, Polyporales, Fibroporiaceae. The record is from RefSeq and is a predicted model, not a curated record.